UCUGUCUUCACGCGACAGCGAAUCGGUAAGCUUCACAAGUUGAAGCCGAAGAGGAUCAAAAAAUCAAUUUUUUUUUUUUGUUUCGAAGAACCAGGAAUCACAAAACCCUAGAGGACUCUCUGUAAUCAACCUUAAAAACCCACCAAUUCCAUCAUGGCAAAGAAGAGAAAGCUCGAAUCUGAAUCCAACGAAACGUCAGAGCCGACGGAGAAGCAGCUGCAAUGUGAAAAAGAGGAUCCGGAAUUCAGAAAUGAUGAUAAACAGAGAGACCACGACGAAGAAGUAGUAGGAGAAGACGCACUAAAGGAGGAAGCUAAAGGUGAAGAUAAUACAGAGGCGGAGACGUCGUCAGGAUCUGCGAAUCGGGGAAAUGGGGAUGAUGACGAAGAAGAACCCAUCGAGGAUCUAUUGGAACCGUUUUCAAAGGAUCAACUUUUGAUUCUUCUCAAGGAAGCUGCAGAGAGACAUAGCGAUGUUGCUAAUCGAAUCCGGAUUGUGGCGGAUGAAGAUUCUGUUCAUCGUAAGAUCUUCGUUCACGGGCUUGGAUGGGAUACUAAAGCCGAAACACUUAUCGAAGCUUUUAAGCAAUACGGAGAGAUCGAAGAUUGCAAAUGUGUGGUUGAUAAGAUAUCUGGGCAAUCUAAAGGUUAUGGCUUUAUCCUCUUUAAGUCAAGGUCUGGUGCUCGUAACGCUCUUAAGCAGCCUCAGAAGAAGAUUGGAACUCGCAUGACUGCUUGCCAGCUGGCGUCUAUAGGACCUGUUCAGGGAACCCCUGUUGUGGCUCCUGCUCAGCAUUUCAAUCCUGAGAAUGUUCAGAGGAAGAUCUAUGUUAGUAACGUUAGUGCAGAUCUUGAUCCGCAGAAGUUGCUGGAGUUUUUUUCAAGAUUUGGGGAGAUUGAAGAAGGUCCUUUGGGGCUUGAUAAAGUUACUGGGAGACCUAAAGGUUUCGCUUUGUUUGUCUAUAGAUCCCUGGAAAGUGCCAAGAAGGCAUUGGAGGAGCCACACAAGACUUUUGAAGGCCAUGUCUUGCAUUGCCAUAAAGCAAAUGAUGGGCCUAAACAGGUUAAGCAACAUCAACAUAACCAUAACUCUCACAAUCAAAAUUCCCGCUACCAAAGGAACGACAGCAAUGGUUAUGGUGCACCUGGAGGCCAUGGACAUUUCAUAGCUGGUAAUAACCAAGCUGCGCAGGCGUUUAACCCGGCUAUUGGCCAAGCCCUCACAGCUUUGCUGGCAUCUCAGGGUGCUGGGUUGGGUUUGAACCAAGCAUUUGGGCAGGCUUUGUUGGGGACAUUAGGGACAGCUAGCCCAGGAGCUGUAGGUGGAAUGCCAAGUAGCUAUGGUACUCAAGCAAAUAUCACGCCUGGGGUCUAUCCUGGGUACGCUGCCCAAGCCGGGUUUCAGGGCGGUUAUCAGACUCAGCAACCUGGUCAGGGCAGUGCUGGAAGAGGGCAGCAUGGUGUUGGGUAUGGUGGUCCUUACAUGGGUCAGAUGUAGCCACUCAGAUAUUCCAAUACAGUACUUUUUAUAUUGGCCUGGUGAAUCUUCUGAAGUUAUUAAGGAGCUGAUGCAAAUGGAGUUGUUUAGUUUUUGGAUGAAAUGUUACUCUUUCGUGUCUUCAAAAGCCAUGACUCUUCAAACCUUUCAAGAAGUUUUAGUUUUCCCCUACUUAUUUCUCAACCUUUUUUAUGAUAUCCCAAAUACACUGUUCUGAUUUAACCAUUAUGGUCUCUGUUUUAAACUUUUGUGAACGUUUUCAUUUGUAAAACUUAAACAGUGUUCCUCAUGGACACACAAAUGCUUUCACUCUGUUUGAAUUCGUAUUUUCUCUUAAUCAGACUCUAGUUUUUAUUGGUUCUCUCUAUGUUUCGCGGUUUUGUGGAUUUUUUUCAUGCACGUAAUUCCUCUUACCAUUUUGGUCGUAUUAUAUUACUCUGGAACCUUGUGAGAGUAUGAUCACACGUUCACUUUGCAUGUGUACAUUAUGGCUCAUCUUGAUCACCACAUAUCAUAUCUGCUUAAUCCUUAUUCCUCUUGCAGGUAAUUUGAGAGCAAAGCUGAACGGUCAACACUUACGCCCAGCAAAAUCUUAUGGGCUUGAAUUGGUAUUUUGCUGUGGCAUCAUUGGAGCUCUGCAAUGUCUUCCCAAAUAAAGAAAGGUAAGUAUAAAUAUUUGCAUUGUGAAGAUUUGUAUAUAACUAUAGAACCAUAGUUGAGGAAUGAAUUGAUGAUGUUAAGUCCUUACACAAAUGUGCUUCCCGUUUUGAACUGUUUCUUUUGUAUGUUGAAUCAGAGCUGCUUUACGAGAGUAUAAGAACCAGAGUAUCUACUCGUCAUUCACUAAUGCUAAGUGCAAAGGUUCCACCUACUAGGCCACUGGGUAUAGUUAACUUAUGAAGCUUUUACAGCACUUGAUUUAUAAUUAUAGGAGACCUAAGUUGGUAAAUCCAGAUAUAGUGUAUGUUCUUGUUCUCUAUGUGACAGGAUCAAGCUACCACACAUGGUUCAAGAGUAUUCUCUAUGUGUGAGUUUGAUUAGAAUUUACAAACAGUCAAGGACAAAGGUACACAAGGAAGCGGAGUCUCUUGAUAAGAAGAAUAGGAGAGUAAUAAAGAAAGAGAAAAGGGAAACAGAAACACGUGGGAGAACAUCCCAAAGAGGAAGCACACGCGGAUCUUCAUGCAAAGCUGAAAGCCCCGAUUCUCCCAUGUGGUCCCUUCCUUCCUUUGUCCCCCUCCUCUUUCUCCUUUUACUCUUUUUUUACCAUAAUACAACGAAUCUUUUUUUUAUCAUAUUGUUUUGGUUUUAUUGAUAAAUCAGUAACACCUUGGUUACUUCACAAUCUUACUUUUUUCAUAUAAGAAGCGCAUUUUGGGAAACUUAUGUUUGAGAAAGACAAGUCUUUUUAGAGAAAGUGAUGUAGCAAAGCUAAAGUGAUUAUAUAAAUAACUCUAAA
Arabidopsis lyrata subsp. lyrata is the source of this 2956-nucleotide messenger RNA. Its product is annotated as UBP1-associated protein 2B. The record is from RefSeq and is a predicted model, not a curated record. Gene Ontology annotation, molecular function: RNA binding. The transcript is spliced from 3 exons. Lineage: Eukaryota; Viridiplantae; Streptophyta; Magnoliopsida; Brassicales; Brassicaceae. Bases 154 to 1497 code for a protein of 447 amino acids.